UGACACUAAUGGUUUGAGGUUGAUGUUGUUGAAUGAGGUGUUUGGUGAGGUCCGGUGAUUUGUUCUUUUUUCUAUUAUAAUUGCUUAGCUUCAUUUUUAAACGAUGGAUCGGUAUGGCACUGGAGGUUAUAGCUCUCCCUAUGGAGCAGGAAAUGUACCCCUAAAUCUUCCAGGCACUGGUUCAAUGACGCAGCUCUCCCCAUAUCUCAACAUCGAUCCAGGCUAUUUGUAUCAGAGUGAAGGCCCCGAAUUCAUUUUUCCGGAAGGUGCAAGUCACAAGCGGGGGAGGUUUGAGUUGGCCUUCUCACAGAUCGGUGGUUCAGUGAUGACAGGGGCAGUCCUUGGUGGUGUUAAUGGCCUCUACAUUGGAGCAAGAGAAACAGCAGUGGCAGGACAGACAGGAGCGAUCCGCAGAACACAAAUGUUUAACUUCGUGACAAGGCGUGGUGCUGCUGCUGCAAAUAGCUUGGGAUGUGUAGCCGUCAUGUACAGCAGCUUUGGUGUUUUGCUGUCGUGGCUAAGAGGCGCAGACGACGAGCUGAACACCGUUAUCUCGUCAACAGCCACUGGAUUGCUAUACAAGUCAUCAGCUGGGCUACGGAAGUGUGCAAGAGGAGGUGCGGUUGGACUUGGACUGGGAGUAGCGUACUGCCUGUUCACGAGUAAGGACCGUUUAAAGCAGAUGAUUAGUGGGAAAUCAUGAUAUCGUUAGUUUAAUAGUUAUGAAACUAUGUACAUUUGUAAACAGCCAGUGGCCAAACACUUGGAAGCGAGGAAUGUUUUACGUGCGCCCUGUGAUAGCGUGCACAUAUGUAAGGAAAGGUGCAUAGUUGUGCUGCGAGUCCACCAUUGUAGUGCUGCCAUGCAAAAGCCUGGGAGGUACAUGAUCAGAUCUCUUCUGUGAUAAGGCUUUAUGCGUUUUAUCAGAGGAAUAGAGCUUGUACGAGGUAGGAUAAUUCUAACUGUAGAAGAAAUCGUAGCAGCGUACUUCAGACUUCAGCGCAAAUGCUAGAUAAAUUGCGAUAUUCAUCGUUCAAUACUACAUGCAAGAAUGUAAACAGUAAGCUUGCUGCUUUCUUGGUUGGAUUGGUUAUUAUAGAACAGCAUCUGUCAUCGACUUCCGACUAUACACUUUUAAAAUCGCAAGGGAAAAUAUGCUGUUCAAUAGUAUACUUGUAGAAUAAACAUAACACUUCAAGUAUUAAUUA
Molecule: messenger RNA, 1208 nt
Organism: Priapulus caudatus
Lineage: Eukaryota; Metazoa; Priapulida; Priapulimorpha; Priapulimorphida; Priapulidae
Product: mitochondrial import inner membrane translocase subunit Tim23-like
Exons: 6
Coding region: 104-703 (199 amino acids)
Biological process (GO): protein import into mitochondrial matrix
Cellular component (GO): TIM23 mitochondrial import inner membrane translocase complex; mitochondrial inner membrane
Molecular function (GO): transmembrane protein transporter activity
Source: RefSeq, a predicted model, not a curated record